GGGUUUUUAAAAAGAAGCCAGAAAAUUCUCUGAAAAGAAAUUACCAAAAAAUGAAAGAAAAUAAAUCAGAAAAAAAUUAGAAAAAUGUAAAAAAAAAAAUUACAAAUAGUCCCUUUAAAUAUUUCUAAAUAUUUCUAAGUAUUAUCCUAAUAAAUGUGUUUCUGUUUAAAAUUAGAAUUGAAAACAGUCUAAAUAAUAAAUAAGUUUCAGCUUGGUGUUUUAUUUUAGCUUCACUACAGACUUCAGUUACUAGACGAGACAUGCCCCCUCCUCUCUGGCUCUGUAUCGAUGGCUGCAGGUGAGGAUACGCGCGGGUAUCGAUGUGCGCGCGGGAGGGUCGGGUGCGCGCGUGUCAGUUGGAAGCAGCAUAUAAAGUGGAUCCAGGUCCUGGACCAGCUCACCUGUCCUCCUCCUGGAACCGAGACAGUCAGACGGGCUCACUAUUCUACAAACAUCUGAACACAACAGCUGCAACUCACCGAGAGGGACUCACUGGGACCGUUUGGAUUCAUUAUUGAUUAUUCGUGUUUCAGAGAGAAGGAGCUUCAGUCUGCAGCAGCAGCCCUUCAGUCAAAUUCUGUUGAUUUGAAAUGAGCUUUAUGAAUAAAGGCAGCAGUCAUGACCAGUCAGCCGCUGCUGAUGGUGUGUCUGGCGCUGGUGCUGGUGGCGUGCACACGCAGCGGAGAGGCGCGCGUCCGACUGAACGCCAUCAGAACGGUGAUCCUGACGGAGGGGCACGCGCUGCCGCUGAACAGGAGCGCCUGGGAGCCGAGUCUGGACCUGACGCUCUUCCAGUGCAUGAGCGACCUGGAGUGCAGCGAGGGCAGCUACUGCCACGCCCCCACCAAAGGCCCCGCCCACUCCCGCUGCCAGACCUGCCGCAGGAGGAAGAGGCGUUGCCAUAGGGACGGCAUGUGUUGCCCAGGCAACCGCUGCAGCAACAAUCUCUGUAUCGCUGACGUGGAUAGUUUCGUGUCUCAGAGGAUCCCAGACUCAGACGGAGGGAUGAGUCCGCUGUCUAAGAAGAAAGGAUGGAGGAAGAGAGGGAGGAUGGAGCGCGAAGGGCCGACCAGUAGAGGUCAAGUCGGGGAUCCCUGUCUACGCUCCUCGGACUGCUCGGACGACUUGUGCUGCGCCCGUCACUUCUGGACUCGCAUCUGCAAGCCCGUGUUGCGGGAGGGACAGGUUUGCACGCGGCACCGCCGGAAGGGGAACCACGGCCUGGAGCUGUUCCAGCGCUGCCCCUGCGGCGGCGAACUGAGCUGCCGAACGCUGCGAGAGCCCGGCACUCGGUCUUCGUCGUCGUCAUCGUCAUCGCUGCUGGUGGUGGCGGCAAAGUCCAAGUUUGCGGCGUCCUCGUCUCGCCACUCCUCCCCCCACACUUCACCGCUGUCUUCAUCAUCAGCAAAGCCGGCGAUGGCAAAGACGAGACUUCAUGUGUGCCAGAAAAGCUAAAGAAGGGUGGAUGAAAAGACACGCAGAUGGAGAGGAAGAAGGAAAGACCCUCCAACUCCAGAGGCGACGAGAGGCAGAGAGUGAGACAGAGACAAACGGAGGGAGGGGUGAAUACCUGUUCACACCUGUAUCUCAAUGCUAAUGAGCUUCCUGUCAGGCUGCUUUCACACACAAACUGAGCGGGACAUGAAACUCUUUGUGGUUCAGAUCCGGUUUCCUCCUCUGGGGGCGUCUAGACGAACAGAAACCACUUUGAAAUCCGGUUUGACCCCAUUUACACCAACAGGAAACGCAUUAACAAUGAAAACCUGAUACACGUCUCUUGUGAUGGACGCCAACAAGCAGGCUUUGAAGGCAAUCAUGUGCUUUUAUUUUGAAAAAACACACUAGAGAAACACUCUAAAAUAUUCUCAAACAAGGAAACAUUGUGCUAACUGUGAAAUAAGGUCGAGAUAGUUUCAUCUGUGGAGUGGCGUUAUUAACAUCUGAUUUUCAAAACAAAAGUCUUGAAUUGCACUGUUAUAAGUAGAUUUAUUUCAGCCUGGUUACAAAGAUAUUUCCCUACAUCUAUCCACUGAUGUGCCACCAAUGGAGAAAGGUCUGCAAAAAAAUACUGAACACAACGAGCUAAACACCGUUAUUAAAAACAAUUUAUGUUGAUUUCCUUAUUUUAAGGUAAUUAUUUUGAUACGACUCUGGUAAACUAUCUUACGUUAGCUUGAAAUUGGAAGUAAACAAAAGAAAAAGUGAACUCAACCCUCAAUGUCCAUUCUGGCAAUCAGGAAAGACAAAAAUAGGUUUUCAACACCUCAAGGGGUAAUUUAAAUGAAAUAUAGGACUUUCUAGUUGUAUAAUGUUCCACUGAAACUCCCAAAACAACAACUGUACCACAAAUAUAACUUCUCUUUGUAAAAGAGCGUCAAUAGAAACUCGUUCACAUCCUUAAACUGUGAAAUGUCGCCUUGUUAAGCCAAACCUCUCCAGACGUCUCGUUGGAUUGCACUGUUGUUAUCGUGAUAGAGUUAUUUUUCUAUAAGUUGUUCCUGUAUAUUUUGGAUGAAUGUUGGUAUAACUAUGAGUUUGUAAUGCGGCGCUCUGCCAGUUUAUUUUGGGGGUUUAUUUCCACCACUUUAAGAAGGAAUCUUGUGUUUCUGUCAUGUAAGGCAGUCUGUCAAUCACUAAUCUGUGUUUUUAUCAUUAAAAGGAUUUGUCAUCUUAAACAUGUUCGUGUGUCUUUAUAUUUUGGUACAAAUAAAACUAUUUAUGUUAUUUAUAAA
Messenger RNA from Sebastes umbrosus (honeycomb rockfish), 2732 nucleotides. Its product is annotated as dickkopf-related protein 2-like. The record is from RefSeq and is a predicted model, not a curated record. Gene Ontology annotation, molecular function: co-receptor binding; receptor antagonist activity. NCBI's taxonomy places the organism in Eukaryota, Metazoa, Chordata, Actinopteri, Perciformes, Sebastidae. The coding region runs from base 619 to 1455 and encodes 278 amino acids. Gene Ontology annotation, biological process: multicellular organism development; negative regulation of canonical Wnt signaling pathway. The transcript has 6 exons. Gene Ontology annotation, cellular component: extracellular region.